UUUUUACUCUUCAUGAUGACCCGUGAGGCCGACAUCCCUGAUGAGACAGCAACACCACUUUCACUUCCGACCUCCAACUUGUGACGCAAAUGGAACACAGGAUGAGUUUUACACACUGGCCCUUUAAAGUGCAGAAAACAGCAACACAUACUCAUAAUGUACUCAAUAAUGUGUGAGUGACAGUGAUUGUGGUGGAUAUUUGCAUGAUUAUGAUGAUGAUGGUGGUGGUGGUGUAGUGGAAAUGCUGACAGCGGCUGUAGUUGAUUUUCUCCACAGCCAAUCAGCAGUCAGACUGGAUGCAGCUUUAACCUCCCACCCCCACUCCCCUGGAUGACGCAGGUAGCCGUGGUAUGUGUUCAUGCUGCUGCUUAACUGAUGUCUGUGGACGGCAGCGUCAAGCAUCAGCAGCAGUAUCAGCAGCAGCAGCUGAUGAUGAUGGAGACAGAGACGAGGAUGGAGCUGCUACAGUAGAGAAGAAGAAGGAUGAUGAUGGUGAUGAUGAUGAUGAUGCUGCAGAUGAUGCUGCAGCUGCCGUGGUGAGAGACCACAGGUGGAGGAGUCGUGUUUCACUACGUGUCCGCUGCGGCGUCACCUGCCGUGGAUGAUUUUUCUCAUGGGUUGCGGAGGGAGUCGGGCGGACGUGAUCGUCGAGCCGAGGUAUCAUGAAAGCUGGACCAGGGAGACGGAAUCGACGUGGCUCACCAACACGGACGUGGAGACGCCUCUGCCAGUGGCCAACAGUAAAGCUCUGGAGUCCAGUCUGAGAGAGAAGAGGACGGUGACCACAGGCACUCAGUGUGGGAAGCAAAGCCUCACCUCCACCGGCUCCAACCACCAGAGGAGGUCCAGACGCUCGCUGACUGAUCAAACAGCUCGUGACUCCAAAAGGCGGGCAUCAAAGGAGGCCGGCGUUCCAACGCCUAAGGACGGCCAGUCGGUCAACAUCAGCGGCGGUGAAGACGCUGAAGCGGGCAAAGUGUGCGACGAAAGAUGAGGAAAAGCCAAGAACCUGUGAAGCAGAAGAUGGCCAAUGCUGUUAGCAAUUCACCACAAGAUGGGGGUGGUGACUUAAAGACGUGUGUGGGUGACAUUUGUGUGUGAUUCUUGGCUGUCGCUCUCGGUGAUUUACAAGCACCUGCAUACGUCUCCAUCCAAAGAUCUCGGGAUGCUGCAUCCUCGCUGUGCCAUUGUAAAUGCUUGCAUGAAGCCGGGAGUGGCUCACGGUCUGUGUUCACACUCUCCACCAUGCUUGUGUCCCACGCUUGCGGUGCUGGUCGGGAAUGUGUCACUGUGUAACGCCAGUUUGAGAGAAAGCCACACUGGACGGUUCCAUGUGCAUAUGAUAAUCACAGUCGACACAUCUAAGUGGGGCCUUCCUUAAGAGUUAGCUUCUGUUCUUUGUGCUUUUGUGUACUUUUCUUUGUUGUGAAUGUGGGGCGUCGACGAGAAUGGUGUUUCACCUCGGUCAAUGCUGUAGAUGAUUUUCAUUUAGUGUAACCUGAAGUGCUGUUUAGAAACGGAGAUUUGGAGGUUGGAAAGCUUGAAGGCUUAAGACUCUUUUUUACAACCUUUGCAAGAUAAAGAAACAAACACACCCGCAUGUGCCUACAAAAUCAUUUACAUUUGAAGUGCUCCUGUGUUCACUCUGAGAGUUUAUUUUUUAACAUUGUUGAAUGUUGUAUUUUCCAGUUCUCUAACAUCUUUUUUCUUUUUAAAUAUGUAUGUUGAAUGACUGUGUGAGUUAUUAUUUACCACAGUGUACUUUCAAUGAGUGUCAUUUGUGUGGCUUAUACUGAUCUGCAUGUAUAAAUCAAACAAAAUGAUGACAAUAGUCUCUGCACAAAUAUUAUCAGAGGCAAGAAGUUUGGAAAAAGAACGGUCAACAGCAGAUGGUGCUGUUGACCGUCUUACUAACUGAAAACUCCCAGGACAACAACUAUUGAUUUUCAUAAUAGCUCUCUCUUCAUUUCUGCUCUGCUGUUGCUUCACUAAGAUAAUGAAAGGCCAACUUUGUUUAGUUUUUUAAAUGUCGAACCAAAUUUUGAAUUAAACGUACACGAUUUCUGUUUAUAUCACGUAGUGAAAGCAAAACAAAGUGAAUUUCUCAUUUGCUAUAGCCAAAGGUUAUUUAGAAUCAACUAUGGAUGUGUUAACAUAUAGUUAAGCACAUUAAAGUUGUUUUUUUUUUCCCCAAUUUUCCUCAUUCAAACUCACAUGAUUAUUAUAAUUUAAUUUAUUUGCUUAUGGUAAUCAUCUUAAAAGGCCCUAUGAAAAAAAAGAAAGAAAAGGUAUGUAUAUAAGACUAAACAUGAAAUGGCAAAAAAUAGACUAUUUUUUCCAUGAAAUAAAACACAUCACCCAACAUUA
This is a messenger RNA of Solea senegalensis (Senegalese sole), 2367 nucleotides long. Its product is annotated as brain and acute leukemia cytoplasmic protein. The coding region runs from base 602 to 994 and encodes 130 amino acids. Gene Ontology annotation, cellular component: cytoplasm. The transcript has 3 exons. The record is from RefSeq and is a predicted model, not a curated record. NCBI's taxonomy places the organism in Eukaryota, Metazoa, Chordata, Actinopteri, Pleuronectiformes, Soleidae.